Messenger RNA from Helobdella robusta, 1871 nucleotides. RefSeq lists its product as hypothetical. Gene Ontology annotation, biological process: transcription initiation at mitochondrial promoter; rRNA methylation. Gene Ontology annotation, molecular function: mitochondrial transcription factor activity; rRNA (adenine-N6,N6-)-dimethyltransferase activity. Gene Ontology annotation, cellular component: mitochondrial matrix. Lineage: Eukaryota; Metazoa; Annelida; Clitellata; Rhynchobdellida; Glossiphoniidae. The transcript is spliced from 4 exons. Bases 1 to 1014 code for a protein of 337 amino acids. The record is from RefSeq and is a predicted model, not a curated record.
AUGUCAACCCCUGUUGCAUUUGUAGCAAAACUACCUCCACUACCUGCCAUCAAGGAAGUUGUCAGACUUUAUAAAUUGAGAGCCAAGAAGCAGCUCUCACAAAACUUUAUACUAAAUUACAAUCUGUGUAAAAGAAUCAUUAAGACGGCAGGUAGUUUGAAGAACAGUUACGUUUGUGAAGUUGGACCAGGUCCAGGUGGACUGACACGUGCCAUUCUGGAGGCCGGAGCUGCUCAUCUCUCCGUUAUUGAAAAAGAUGAUCGAUUUUUUCCAACUCUUGAAGAACUGAAUGCAGCUUCGCACAACAGAAUGAAAAUAUACCACGGAGAUGUCCUCCAUUUCAACAUGUACGACAUCUUUCCGCCAGAGAUCUCCAGAGACUGGUCCGAAGAACCACCAAACGCGCACAUAAUUGGCAACCUGCCGUUUAGUGUUUCCACACCGCUCAUAAUCAGGUGGUUGAGGGAAAUUUCGAGGAAAGAAGGCGCAUGGAGUAGGGGCAGAGUGAGGCUGACCUUGACGUUUCAGAAGGAGAUUGCGGAAAGAAUGGUUGCCCCUGUGAUGAAUGAUCAGAGAUGCAGACUGUCUGUCAUGUGUCAAAACUGGUGUGAUGUACAACACAAAUUCACGAUAACAGGGAAAGCCUUCGUCCCCUCGCCCGACGUGGAUGUUGGGGUCGUCCAGUUCACACCCAGAAUAACUCCACAGAUAUUGACAGCCUUUGAAUAUGUCGAGAAACUACUCAGACACGUUUUUCACUACCGACCUAAAAUGUGUCGAAAGGGUAUCGAAACUCUCUUCCCACCCGACCGACCAGACUUAACAAGGCGAUUAUUAACAAGGGCAGAUGUGCAUGCAGACUCCAGAUCAUAUUCACUCCAUGUUGAAGAUUUUGACAGGAUGUGUCAGGCUUACAAGGAGAUCUGUGACGAAGAGCCUCAUCUACUUACCUAUGAUUACAGAUCUAAAGAGAACGCUGUCCUCUGGCGGAAUAGGAAACUUUUAAAUAUAUAACGUUUAUUAUUUUUUUUUAGUUUGGGGUCUAAAUUUGGGUUUGGAUUUGUUAUACUAAAAAGUAUUUUGAAGAUUAUAUCUUUUCAUGUUAUUGACUUGUAUUAUUAUUAUAACUUGGUUAGUGGUGCGUUUGUUAUACAGAGUGUUGUAUAUAGUAAGUAUAGUAUGUUGAAUGUAGUUUUUUGAAUGUUUUAAAAAAAUAGAUGGUUAGUUGGUUCUUAAAUAAAGAUGACUUGAACGAUAUAAUUUUUUAUUUUUCUUGAUAAAAAUAUGCAAGAUAAAUAAUGAAUAAUAAAUAUUAGCUAUUUGAUCAAUUUAUCAAUUCACACAUAAUUUUGUAUAAAUGUUUUUCAUUUAUUAUUCAGUAGAUUUGUUUUUUAACAUGAAUUCGUUUGUAUAAAUAAAAAUUUAAAAAAUGUUGAGAGUAGUUUUGAUGUUAAAUCAAAAAACGAAACAUGAAAGCAUUCAGACCGCCCAGUCAAACGUAUUUAAUCAUUUUAAAAAUAAAUAAGGCACUCGUAUUAACUUUAUUUGAGUGUGUGUAUUUAUGUGUGUGUGCGAGUGUGGUGUGUGUGUGUGUGCAGCUCGUAUGAGUAGUUAAUAUUCUGUAAAUAUGUUAUUGAUUAUUAUGACAUAAAAUGGUUAAAAUAAAAAGACAAGACAUUAAUUAUAACACAGCUAUACAUUCAAUAAAUAUAAAUUUAUGAAGAACGAGUAUUUGUAGGGUCGUUUUUUUGAUUAAGAAAAGGUUUAAGCAUAUUUGUUCGUUUUUAAACAUAUUAUUAUUAUUAUUAUUGUUGUUGUUUUAUUGUUUUUUUUUAUUAUUAUUUUUCAUUUUGAGAAGAGUUGCUACAUUC